AUUAAUGUCAGUGACACAGAUUCUCCCAAAAUCUUCUUGGAAUUACUAGUCAAAUUCUUUUCUGAUUUUUCUUUCCUUGGUUUUCUCUGUAAAUCUCCCAUUUUACUCACUGUCAUUCAGCUGGAAAAUUCCAAGAAAGAAAAAAAAAAAAAAUGGGAGGAGAACAUUUUGACUCUUCAGUUUCGAUCUCUAAUCUUCUUUGUUGUGAAGAAUCUGAAUCUUGUUUUGAUGAUGAAAUUGUUGAAGAAAACAAUUUUAGUUUUAAUUAUAAUUUUUCAGUACAGAAUGAAUCUCCAGAUGACGAAUAUAUUGAGAUGUUAAUUGAUAGAGAAAGAAUUUCAGAAAAUCGAUUUACACUAGUUGAUGAUGAUGAUAAUUGGUUGAAAUCUGCAAGAUUAGAAUCGAUUAAAUGGAUUAUCAGUAAAAGUGAUUACUUCGGAUUUGGAUUCCAAACUGCUUAUUUAUCGAUUAGUUACGUCGAUCGAUUUCUAUCUAAGCGAAUCACUGAUAGUGAGAAAUCAUGGGCAAUCCGAUUAUUAUCAAUCGCCAGUUUAUCAUUGGCAGCAAAAAUGGAAGAAUGUGAAGUUCCAUUACUAUCAAAAUUCAAUUCAGAACAAGAACUCAAUUUUGAGAGCAAUACUAUUCAGAAAAUGGAACUUAUGAUUUGUAGUACGUUGGAAUGGAGAAUGAAUUCAAUCACUCCAUUCUCUUAUCUUCAUUACUUCAUUUCCAAUUUUAGCAAUGAAUCGAGGCGGCGGCCGCCAUCGAAAGAUUUACUAUCGAAAUCAAUUGAACUUGUCUUUGCAUUCACAAAAGAGAUAAAUUUGAUAGGCCAUCCACCAUCCAUUGUGGCUGCAGCUUCUGUUUUAGCAGCAUUGGAUCAAAGAUUAACGAGAAAAACAAUUGAAUACAAAAUGAGUUUGAUUUCUUCAUGUGGGUCUUUAGAUAAUGAUCAUUUAUUUUCUUGCUAUAAUAUGAUGAAGAAACUGCAAAGAGAAACUUAUGAAAUGACAAACUUUAUAGUUUCCUCUGACAUAACAUCAACCUAUUCAAGUUCAGUUGAUGUUGUUGGGGAUUCUUCAUGCAUUUCGGCUUUCAGAAUUAAGAAGAGAAAGGUUACAGCACUUAGUGAUUGCGAUAAAAGAAUGAGACAUCCAAUUACAAGUGAUUGCACUGAAGAGAAUGCCUGUUUGUAGGAGGCUUUACUGAAGCUAGCUCUUACAUCAAUUUUGGGUUUGUGUUGUAUUUGAACCAAGAAUUAGUCUUGUGCAGAAAAACGAGUUUUUAUACUGCUGCACGUGUACAUGAUAUGACACUGAUUAUUAUGGUUUUUCUUUCCCGAAAACCAAAUGAAAGAACAAACAGUGGUGGACUGGUGGGGGGAAAAAAUAAAAGAAGUGAAAAAUCUUUUUUUCAA
Papaver somniferum (opium poppy) is the source of this 1417-nucleotide messenger RNA. Its product is annotated as cyclin-D5-1-like. Gene Ontology annotation, cellular component: nucleus; cyclin-dependent protein kinase holoenzyme complex; cytoplasm. The record is from RefSeq and is a predicted model, not a curated record. Gene Ontology annotation, molecular function: cyclin-dependent protein serine/threonine kinase regulator activity. Gene Ontology annotation, biological process: mitotic cell cycle phase transition; regulation of cyclin-dependent protein serine/threonine kinase activity. The transcript is spliced from 5 exons. The coding region runs from base 153 to 1196 and encodes 347 amino acids. NCBI's taxonomy places the organism in Eukaryota, Viridiplantae, Streptophyta, Magnoliopsida, Ranunculales, Papaveraceae.